AUAAAACAUAUGUUUCUUACUUUAUAGGAAAAUAUUUUAUACGAAAGUAUGUUUCACCAACCUUUUUGACCGAUGUCUCAUCAAACGGGAAUUAAAUGCAGUAGUGACCUUUUAAAAUUUUUAGCUACAUCAAAAACCUCAUCGAAAAUCAGGGCUGUGAAAAUUUCAAUAGACUCUGAAAAACUAAUUUUGGAUAAAGUAGAAAAUGCAAAGCAAAGUUGGAUGCAAGAUUAUGAUAGAAUAAUAUCCAAAUUUAUAGAAGAUAAACAACCAUGUUACAUAUUCUAUCGCCUAGAUAACAUAGGAGAUUCCUCCUAUAAUUGGUUGUUUAUAACCUGGUCGCCAGAUGAUGCACCUAUAAAACAAAAAAUGAUAUAUGCUUCUACAAAAGCAACACUUAAAAAAGAAUUUGGACUUUCAUUAAUAUCAAAUGAGUUAUUUUCCACAUCAAAACUUGAAGUUUUAUUAAAGCAGGCCAAAGCUACAGUAUUAGAGAAUAUGGAUAUGAUAUUAAAAUGUGAUCCACAAACCAAUCAUACAAAAAUUCACCAUUGUCCUAACAAUAGCAUUUACAUUCCAAAACAUAUGAAUUCUCAAAACCAUUUAAAUCAUUCCAAUGGCAAAACGAAUUAUAAUGGUAGUGGGGAUAUAACCCUUAUUUCAAAUGAUGCUCACAAAAGAUUAUCUACUUUAAAUUUUAGCAAUCAUACGCUCCAUCCUAAUAACACCAAAAUAAGUGCUCAAUAUUCACCACCUAUAUCAACAAAUACAACCUAUUGGCCUCAAAAAUUAAAUGGAGAACAAAAUCAAGUGCUACCCGGGAUUGACACUAAGCAAAAAUCUAUGCACGGAAUAUCUUUCCCCUUUACCAACGACCUCAAAAUUAGUCUUAACGAGUUCAAAUCCGGAGCUAUGAAUUAUAUUCGAAUGAAAAUAGAUAUCGACAGGGAAGAAGUAGCUUUUGAUCAUGCUUCCAAAAAUGCCGACGUACAUUCUCUACCUAAGCUUAUCCCCAUAUCCAGCCCUAAGUAUCAUUUAUUUCGAUACAAACACGUUUUCGAAAAUCAAAAUCUUCAAGACAUAAUUUUCAUAUAUUCGAUGCCGGGGCAGAGCAGUUGCUCAAUCAAAGAGAAAAUGUUAUACUCGUCAUGUAAACACAAAGUAAUCGAAAAUUUGAAAUACAUAACUGGCCUUGAAAUAUCGAAAACGUUUGAAAUCGAAGCGGGAAAUGAAUUAACUUCCGAAUACAUUGACUCAGAGCUGCAUCCCAAGGCUGUGGAAACGAAGGAAAAAUUCUCUAAACCAAAAGGACCAUCUUCUAGGGGUCCCCGCAGAAUUAUAAAAAAUAUUUGAAAACGAAACAAAAAACAUUUUAUAUAUUUCAAAAAAGGACUAUUUUGAGCAUAUUCAAAAACCAAAGCUGAUA
Gordionus sp. m RMFG-2023 is the source of this 1426-nucleotide messenger RNA. RefSeq names its product twinfilin-2-A-like. Gene Ontology annotation, cellular component: cytoplasm; myofibril; actin filament. NCBI's taxonomy places the organism in Eukaryota, Metazoa, Nematomorpha, Gordioida, Chordodea, Parachordodidae. Gene Ontology annotation, molecular function: actin monomer binding; actin filament binding. The transcript is spliced from 10 exons. The record is from RefSeq and is a predicted model, not a curated record. Bases 73 to 1353 code for a protein of 426 amino acids. Gene Ontology annotation, biological process: barbed-end actin filament capping; actin filament depolymerization; positive regulation of neuron projection development.